Molecule: messenger RNA, 747 nt
Organism: Lactuca saligna
Lineage: Eukaryota; Viridiplantae; Streptophyta; Magnoliopsida; Asterales; Asteraceae
Source: the annotation of a GenBank genome assembly
CCCGCCUUGUGUUCUUUUCUCCCUUGUUUUCACCAGUCGAAAAUCCCUUCUCCUUACAAGCCCUACGUUCGAUUGACGCUGAAGCAGGAACCAUUCUUGCUAGGGCUUUUUCAAGAACGAAGCUCUCGUUGUUCUCUGGCCUUUACAAUAAUCAUCGAUUAUGACUGUGCUUGAAUAGUUGACUGUACCGCUUUCUGAACAUGCUUUCUUGCUCAUAUCUGUCUCUGAUUAUCCCUCAUGACUUCCACACACAAACACUAUCGAUCAUGAAACGUCUUCAAGGUAAUCGUCAUUCUCCCUCUUAUUCUCUAUCCUCUUUUGUUAUGGCCGAGCAACCUACCGCCUCCUUUACCGCCAUCACACCCUUCUACUAUGCUCUGCUCCCAUCACUCUAUGAGAAAAAACCUAAAACCUUCUACCGCCAUCACAUCGAUGCUUCACCUACUGAAUCAAUAGUUACGACAACUACCUCGUCAUCCAACGAUCCUAAGCAAAACCUAAACCAAGUCAUAAAUUCAAUUCAGAAAACCCUAGGAACCAUCCAUCGGCUCUACCUCACUGUCUCUUCCUUCAACGUUUCCUCCCAACUCCCGCUUCUCCAAUGCCUAAACACACUUGUUAUGGAGAUGGAUAAUAUGGCGAAAGUGGUACCUCUCUCUGUCUCUGCACAUAAGGUGUUUGGUAAAAUGCCCCAGAGAGGUAAUUCGCGCCACUAUGUCAUGUCCUCUCCUUGAUUAUGCUCAAUCA